This is a messenger RNA of Fukomys damarensis (Damara mole-rat), 1086 nucleotides long. It is a transcript of the gene Cib3, whose product is annotated as calcium and integrin binding family member 3. The transcript is spliced from 6 exons. Gene Ontology annotation, molecular function: calcium ion binding. Bases 36 to 788 code for a protein of 250 amino acids. The record is from RefSeq and is a predicted model, not a curated record. NCBI's taxonomy places the organism in Eukaryota, Metazoa, Chordata, Mammalia, Rodentia, Bathyergidae.
GCCUCCGACGGGGCCCCCCCCCGCCCGCCGCGCCCAUGCCCGGAGGCCCUUCCGUGACCCGUCCCAGCCCCUUUCCUUGCCCCCAGAUGCGGUCACGUGGCCACCCAAAGGCUUGGCUGUCACCUGAGUCUGCCCGGCAGGGGGUAACGGCAGGGCAGGGACAUCCGUCCACACGCUGGGGCGCAGCCGCCCGGCCCAGCACCCCGGAGACGGAGGUCCGCGCCAUGGGCAGCAAGCAGACGGUGUUCACGCGCGAACAGCUCGAGGAGUACCAGGACUGCACCUUCUUCACCAGGAAGGAGAUCAUGAGGCUCUUCUACCGCUACCAGGACCUGGCGCCCCAGCUUGUGCCCCUGGACUACACUGGCUGCCCAGCAGUGAAGGUGCCCUACGAACUCAUUGGCAGCAUGCCAGAGCUAAAGGAAAACCCUUUCCGCCAACGCAUCGCCCACGUCUUCUCUGAGGACGGCGAUGGCCACAUGACGCUGGACAACUUCCUGGACAUGUUUUCCGUGAUGAGCGAGAUGGCCCCGCGUGACCUCAAGGCCUACUACGCUUUCAAAAUUUAUGACUUCAACGAUGAUGACUACAUUUGUGCUGAGGACCUGCAGCAGACGGUAACCAGGCUGACGCGGGGCGAGCUGAGUGCCGAGGAGGUGAGUCUGGUGUGUGAGAAGGUGCUGGACGAGGCGGACGGCGACCACGACGGGCGGCUGUCCCUGGAGGACUUCCAGAACAUGAUCCUGCGGGCCCCCGACUUCCUCAGCACCUUCCACAUCCGCAUCUGAGGAGGGCGCCCCCUGGAGCGGCCUGAGGCGGGGAACUGGGAAUAAAGACUCUGUCCACCCUCUUUUCGUUUCUGUCUGGAAUCUAGAGGCUGGGAGCCCCCUGUGUCCCACUGUGUGACCCUGGGGGUGGCUGGGCCCGCUCUGGGACACGUUCAGGGCUCCUGUGGGGCUCGGGUGGCAGCGACAGGGUCCGGGCUGAGUUGCAGCCAGCUUCCCGGGUCUCUUCCUUUCCCGGCCCCAGUCCCUCAGGGGGCAGAGAUGACCCGUCCUGGGGAGGCUCCAGGAAUGGCAUUCAGAG